Messenger RNA from Punica granatum (pomegranate), 2100 nucleotides. NCBI's taxonomy places the organism in Eukaryota, Viridiplantae, Streptophyta, Magnoliopsida, Myrtales, Lythraceae. The record is from RefSeq and is a predicted model, not a curated record.
GCACUCAGAUAAGAAAGAGAAGCGCACAGCAGCAAUAAUGCUCCCUGAAUUGCAAAAAUUGGAUUUGUCUUGGCUGCCGAAACUAAAAUGCGUUGUCUUCGACGAGAAGGUGUCCAAAACCAAAACUGUGGUGGGUUUUCCGAAUCUCACAAAACUCACUGUGGAGGAGUGCGAGCGUUUAACAGAUCUCAUCCCGCUCACAACAGCCACAACUCUUCUGAAACUGGAGACACUGCGAAUAGAGCGAUGCAAGGGCAUGAGGGAGGUUGUUUCCCAAGGGGACGGCAAAGCAGACCAGAUGGAUGAAAUCAUCAUUCCCCGUUUGCAGUCAUUGGAGCUUUCUUCUCUUGAAAGCCUGGAGUGUUUCUUCUAUGGUAGUUCUCCUCCAUUUCGAUUUCCCUCCUUGAAAGAUCUAAAAAUAACUGAUUGUUAUAAGAUGAAGAGGAAGGGGUUCAUUGCUGAGCCUCCAAAUGGGGGACCUCAACUUCAAGAUGAUGAUGUUGCCUCCCAGGGACUUUUCAAUGAGAAGGUCUUUCUUCCAAAUUUGGAGAAAUUACAGAUUAGCGGCAUCAAAUCGAGAGCUCUAUGGAAGAAUCACCUUUCUCCGGAGAACUUCUGCAAAUUAAAACUUCUUGAGGUGGAGAGAUGCACUGAGCUCCUCAGCAUUGUUCCAUCUUUUAUGCGGAAGAGGCUGCGGAACCUGGAGUGCCUCAAAGUAGAUGAUUGCUCUUCAUCAGUGUGUAUAUAUGAGGGCUUGGAUGCUGGAGAUAGCAGCACAUCAGCCGGGAUGAACCGUCAGACAUACCCCGAAGAUGAAGCGUAUUUGGAGAAACUCCAAGAACUACAUGUAUUUGAUUGUCUGAAGCUACGAUAUAUAAUUGGGAGCAGAGAUGGAAAGUGCAGACAUGCGGCUCCCGGAAUCCUAAUACUUCCCAAGUUAACAACUCUUGAACUUGAGAAAUUGCCAGCACUUUGUAAGUUUUGGCAGGGGAGCUUAUGCACUUUAGAGUUGCCAUCCUUGAAUAAGUGGCUUGUCAGAGAGUGUGGAGGUCUAGAGGAGGUCGUGAGUGAUGCUGUAGAUAUACAACAACAAGAUUUAGACGACCAAAUUGAUAUCGCGAUUCAGCAAAAGAGACGGCCAGCUGCAAUUCCCGACUUGCCAAUUCUGGAGUCGACGGAUUGGAACGAUGAGCUGAUAGAGCACAUAUUGAGUGUUCGUCAAUCUCAUCCUGAAGGUUUUCAUGGCCUACGAGUUCUGACGGUGGAAAGGUUUGCUGUCACAUCUGCUAUCUUCAAUGCAUUUAGUCUCCUCUUUAAACUGAGGAAACUUGAGGAGCUCAUACUUGUUAAUGCUUCGCUGGAAGUUCUAUUCCCAUGUGAAGUUGCUCCUUCAGCUCUUGUUAAUAAGGACAGCCCUGGGAAUGUUGUUGCCGCACCGCUAAGGAGAUUGAAGCUGGUCCGAUGUCCCGAGCUAUUCAAUAUUUGGAAGGGAGAUGGCUUUACUUUUCAGAAUUUGACAUGUUUACAGGUGUCAGAAUGCCAUCGGUUGAAAGCUCUCUUGACAGUUUCAACAGCGAAGAGUCUCCCGCAGCUUGCAAAAAUAAGUGCAGUAAGAUGCGAUGCCUUGACAGAAAUAGUGGCUUGUGGCGAAUCUAGCGAUAGUGAUGUACAAGAGGAGAUUGCUUUUAGUCGACUGGAAGUACUGGAGCUUGACUGCUUGACGAGUAUUAAGCACUUCUGUUCAGGAAGCCAUGGACUCAAACUCCCAUGGUUGACAAAAUUAACCAUGGUGGGAUGUCCCGUGAUGAAAAUCUUCUGUCAAGGUGAUAUAAGCACGCCGAAGUUGCAGGACAUAGAGGUAAGAAGAGUACAACGGGAUGGCUCCAGAGAAUCAGGAUACAGUUACAAACUGUACAGUGACCUUAACACAACAAUGAAAAAGUUGUUCGCUGAAAAGAUACUACUGUCCUCGAUGCGUUCAUUAAAGAUCUCUAGUCCAUCGAGUGGAAAGAGAUAUGGCUUGGCACUGGCAGUCUACCUCCUGGGACUUUGGAAGCCUUGGAAUAUCUUACUAUAGAGGAUUGUGGGUUUUUGACGGGA